This is a messenger RNA of Pocillopora meandrina, 246 nucleotides long. The record is from the annotation of a GenBank genome assembly. Lineage: Eukaryota; Metazoa; Cnidaria; Anthozoa; Scleractinia; Pocilloporidae.
AUGCCGCCAGAGAACACUGACUGGUGAGAGAUAAUUCCAGCUGGUACUGUGAAAGCCAAGAUAAAAGCUGAUUAUGAAUAAAGCAAGGAAAACCAAGUGAGACGUUUGCGUGAGCUGUAUGAAGGAGGUCUCAUAGGUAAGAGGAAGUACGCAAGCAUCAGAAACAGUUCAGAUGUUGAAAAAGAAACUGGAAUGAAAAUGAAAAACCAGAAAACAGAAUUUAUGAAAGGAUGUGAAGUUCCAAAA